Planococcus citri (citrus mealybug) is the source of this 1374-nucleotide messenger RNA. Its product is annotated as F-box only protein 43-like. Gene Ontology annotation, molecular function: protein binding. The transcript has 4 exons. Gene Ontology annotation, biological process: regulation of mitotic nuclear division; negative regulation of meiotic nuclear division. Lineage: Eukaryota; Metazoa; Arthropoda; Insecta; Hemiptera; Pseudococcidae. The record is from RefSeq and is a predicted model, not a curated record. Gene Ontology annotation, cellular component: nucleus. The coding region runs from base 217 to 1002 and encodes 261 amino acids.
AAAAUAACCGUCUUGGAAAAAAUAUCAAAAGUUGUUCAAUCUCGUACAAUCUUUAUUUCCAUUUCAUGAAUUAUUACGAGUUAAAUGUAUGAAAAAGUAGAAUUAAUAUUUUAGAGGUGUAUUAAGUUGAUAUUGGAGAUGGUUUCGAUUUUCUAAGGCGUGGAGUAUUAUGUUUGAUUGAAGGUAUACUACGUUUUUACGAAAUUGAACUUCGGUAUGGCGGAAAAUAAUACAUCUCGUUUAUAUUCAACUCCAUUGGAUACCUGCACCUCGUUUAUUUCUCCCUCAACGUUGAAUCUCACCGAAGACAGCGGUUAUUAUUCGGGAUUCAUCAACACAAGUACCAACCGAUCAUGUUUAUCUGGUCAAACGUACGUCGACUUUGUCGAGUACUUAGGCGACAAAUACCACCAAGAAAUGAUACUUAAAAAGAUUCUUCAAAACUUGAGCGACGAAGAUUUGCACAGUUGUUCGCUCGUAUCGAAAUUAUGGCGAGACAUAAUUGUAUGUAUACCUUCCGUAAAGAAGCGAUUACACGACUACGUAAAGAAAAUUGAACGUAAUAAAGAAAAUCGAAAAACGAACACCCCGAAAAAAACCAAUUCGCAAGAAGUACGAUGUUUUAGCACGUUAACGCCUAGGCAUAGGCUAGCUCAAAUCCAAAACAUACAAGAGUCUACAUCCUCGUCUUCUGCUAGUCCGCCUUCUUCAAAGCUUAAUUUUCGUUUCGAAGCAUAUCAGAAAGAAGCUCGUAAACUGAAGACAGGCAACCAAUUAUACUCGUGCCCCAAAUGUAAACUACCAUCCCAUGUAGAUCCAUCAACUAAGAAUACCGCUGUAUGUACCAAUUCAACGUGUUAUUAUCGUUUCUGCAUUAUUUGCCAGUGCGAAGAACACUUAUCUAAAUCCUGCUAUUAUAUUACAACUCCCGUCUUACGUGAACGAUGCGAUAAUAUUGGUACAGCGAAAAAUAAAAAGAGAUUGAAACGAUUGCUGCUGUGAAAGAUGUUUUCAAUUUUAUUACUGUGAUAUUUUUUUUAAGUAUUUUCUUUUAUAUUUCUAACAUUUGUUAUGUAUUAAGUUUUCAUGAAACCAGUGAAAUUUUGAAAAAUAAUUUUUUACGUGAAAUAAUGCUCGGGUUUUGAAAAAUUCAAUUGAAAAUCCAGUUCAAAAAAAAAUUGAAUUUUUGCAUUUAGAAUAAUGUAUUUCAUUUUAUCGAAUUCAACGAAUCAUUCUCGUAAUUUUUACAUAUUUUUAUAUUUUACCUUUUUUAAUUUUUUUACUAUUCAUUUUUAGUGUUUUUAUAUUUUCGAACAAAGUAAGAACCUUAAGCGUUAAUUGAUGUGCCAUAAUCAAUUGCAUUUAAAAUGUGUA